UUAGACCAGCAGCCAGCCGCCAUGAACAAUUCAGUAAAACAGCUCCAUCCAUUGACCGAGCUCUGUGUUUUCAAAUGGCCCAGUAGCGUCUUCGUUCGGGAAGGUUCGUCGUUCUCUACUGAGAAAUCUGCACCGUACCAGAAGGGGAUCCAAGAUCGUUCCUUCAGGAUGUCAUAUCGAUAUGGUCGAAAAUCACUUAGAGAUGCUUAUGAAGAGCACUUCUCACCAAUGGAUACAAGAGAGGCGAAAGUUCAACGAGUCCUCAAUAUUGUUGAAAAGAGGAGCCCUAUGCCUCUGCUGAGGUUGGAAUAUGAGAGAGACUUUCAUGACGACCAGUGGUAUGGUGGUUCGCGAAAUUACCAGGAUGCAAGAGAAUGUCACGGUGAAGGCAGUUACCCACCCUAUGAUCGUCGAUACUUUGAUGAAAACCCCAACUUCGGCAAUUUUCGCAGAAAUUCCUCACCCCCAAGAAACGAGGGCCCAUACUCCCAGCAGUGUUAUGGCAGAGAUGAUUUGAGGCAUCAGUUAGACUCAAGGAACAAUGGCAGACCUGGUCCCUAUUUCCGCAACAGAGGUCGAGGGUUCGGUCCUCCUCGGAGGCCAGUGCAAGACGGAAAAGCCAAAGAAGACCAUGAUAACUACAGGAUCUCUCCGCCUGUUGUAAUCAUGCGGGACCGCUCCCCUGGAAGGAGGGAAGCCCAGCCAUCUGUACGUGGGCGCUCUGCGUCAAACAGCAGCAACAGGAGUUUCUCCCCUGACAGAGACAAAGGCUGUGCCAACCAGCAGGCCCAGCUGAGGCAUAAACCCAAUGUGCUGAUGAGCCACACUCCCAGCAACUCUGUGGAGGGAUCUCCACACAACUCUGGAUCUUCAAAGGAAAAAACUCCGACAUCCGUAGCGGAGUCGGAGGAGGUGGUGGCUGCCAGCAUGGAGCCAAAGCUGACACCAGAGGAAGACUUCAAGACUCACCGGUUGGAGGCCAUUAGGGCCAAGGCUCUGGAAAUUGAGAAGCAUUAUAGGCAGGACUGUGAGACAUUUCGCACGGUGGUGAAGAUGUUGGUGUCCAAGGAGCCCAGUUUGGAUAAUCUGCUGCAGACUCCACUGGAUGAGAACCUGUUGGAGAUCAAACAGCGCUGCUUAGAUGCCCUUAGGCACUUUGUGAAGGAGCUGGACGAGGUAUUAGAGCAGCCGGACACUUCAGCACAAGCAACAGGUCACAAAACACUGGAGUAACAAUAUUGAGUCUUAAAAUUUUAUUUCUGAAAUAAGUAGAAAAUAUCCCCUGAAGAAAGAAACCAUUUCUUUCAAAUUUUAUUCACUUGUUUUAUUUUUAAUCAUGUUCUUUUAUCAAAUAAUAAAAAAAUUUGACUCAUUAUUAGCAAAAGACAGGAUAUCCGACUGUGACAAUUUUCUACUUGCUGCUACAUAAAUAAGAUUUAAGACUCAAUACCAGAUUAAAUAAUUGUUAAAAAGGAUAUGUCGUUAAAGUGAAAUGCCUUCAGUAUAAUAAAAUCAAAAGGAGAGGAGCCUUGUGGAGAGAAAAGCUCAAUAUAAAAUGUCAGGUGCGUUUUUACCAUGAACCAUGUCGUGGAAAAACUGUUGAAAAAUUAUUACAUUCAGUUAAUUACAGAGAAAUUACAUUUUAAAUUGAUAUGUUAAAUGUUUCAUCAUUCACCCAGCUAGAGGCUUGGGCUUAUUGUUGAAUCCAACUGAUAAAAGCACUUGCAGAAAGAAUGAAUCAAAUAAUGAAACCUUCCUAUUAAAACCUUUCAUUCAGUCUUUACUGAUGUAUAAUGUUUUCCUCUUCCAGUAUCUGUAUUUUUUGCAGCUGAGGCUGCGAGUGCAACUAAUACCAACUGUAACACAAGGAUUCUCAAACCAGUAUCAAAGGUUACAACUCUAUAAGGUGUUUUGCAGUGCAGCACUA
This is a messenger RNA of Xiphias gladius (swordfish), 1927 nucleotides long. Its product is annotated as periphilin-1-like. The record is from RefSeq and is a predicted model, not a curated record. Bases 22 to 1233 code for a protein of 403 amino acids. The transcript has 10 exons. Gene Ontology annotation, biological process: negative regulation of DNA-templated transcription; protein localization to heterochromatin; negative regulation of gene expression, epigenetic. Lineage: Eukaryota; Metazoa; Chordata; Actinopteri; Istiophoriformes; Xiphiidae. Gene Ontology annotation, cellular component: nucleoplasm.